AUGUCGAAUCCACUUUUUGGCAUCGUCCCAGCCGGCCAACCACUGAUCACUGAACCUACAUCAACCCCCUCGCCAACUUCACUACUCUACGCUCUUCCAACCUCAAAGCCUUUCUCCCACAUUGUGGUAUUCAUGCUGCCAGGUGUCAGCAUUCCACCAAAUACUGCCGCAGCAAUCUACCUCGCCACAGCAUCUGAUGUCGCUGCUGCUGCUCAAUCAGGCAGUACGCCCAACUUUCGCUUCCUGGGCGGCAUUGGCCCAGGCAAAGAGAGCGCCAUGUUCAAAGUCAGUGGUGGAGGAGAAGCCAGCGACCUAGUUAUUGGAGUGUCUGUUGAGCCGGAAGAGUCUGUUGGUCAGCGUCUACAAGAACUCGCUGCCAGCAAACCCAGCAGUUCAACAGGUGGCCAGCCAAGUACGGUUAUUCUGGCGCAGCGAAUCAUUCAAAACGCUUUCAAUUUUCUAUCGAGCUUCAGCGGCGCAGCGGGACCAGGAGGUGUUGAGGUAGUGCCAUUGAAGGCUUUCGAGAACUGGUGGCAGAAGUUCGAGUCAAGAGUUCGGACAGAUCCUAGUUUCCUUGAGAAGCAGUCAGAUUAA
Fusarium sp. VM40 is the source of this 594-nucleotide messenger RNA. Lineage: Eukaryota; Fungi; Ascomycota; Sordariomycetes; Hypocreales; Nectriaceae. The record is from the annotation of a GenBank genome assembly.